This is a messenger RNA of Colletotrichum karsti, 5859 nucleotides long. Its product is annotated as proteasome activator subunit. The transcript is spliced from 3 exons. Gene Ontology annotation, cellular component: cytosol; nucleus. Gene Ontology annotation, molecular function: peptidase activator activity; proteasome binding. The coding region runs from base 1 to 5859 and encodes 1952 amino acids. NCBI's taxonomy places the organism in Eukaryota, Fungi, Ascomycota, Sordariomycetes, Glomerellales, Glomerellaceae. The record is from RefSeq and is a predicted model, not a curated record. Gene Ontology annotation, biological process: proteasomal ubiquitin-independent protein catabolic process.
AUGGACGACACUCCGGGGUCGCUGCCCUCAAACCAUGCUGCCGUCCUCUCGGCCGCAUCCACAGCCCACUUCCUCUCGAGCCAUUUCGCCUCCGUCGAUACCAUCUCCCGAUCCAACUCCCCCGGUCCCCCAUACACAAAGGCGGACGAGGAUGACAAGAAGCGCUACCGCCCCCGUACCUUCAGCUACUUCAACCACCUCCCCUUUCCCGUCGAGGAGGAGUCACAACGCGAUGCUGCUCUCGCAGGUAUCCUCAAACACCUCUACAUCGCCAUCAAGGCCGAAGACUUCAGCCCAGGCGCUCUGCAUUGGACCAGAGAGCUUCAGGGAUGGCUGAAUCUGAAGUUUGAGAUGACCAGAGAGCUCCGCGCCACCUUGGCCAAGCUCUACUACCACCUGUGCUUGGCUCCUGGCCUGGAUCCCAGUACCGCAGACCGUUUUCUGCGCAUGGUCGUUGUGCUCACUAGGAAAUACCACUACCUCAAGCCUGUCGAUGACUUGCUGCUCGACUGGCGUCCUUUAUGGCGUGAGAUCAAGGCCCUCGUUUUGCCCUCUGAAGUGGCAUCCCACCAGACGAAUCGCCGUCGAUCGCAUAAGCAGCUGUGGAAGCUUUGUCUCCACGCCCAAACAUACUUCGACCCGAAAGACCGGAAGGAGAUGCUCGACGAGUUCUUGCCCUACUUCAGUACGUCGGACGUGUCGAAUGCCUACAUCGUCGUCGGUACCAUCAACGCUCUGCUACCCACGGACUCGGCCCCCGAGAACGUCCCCUGCUCCCAGCCGCAAUCGUUCAUGCCGACACUGUUCCAUCUGUGGUCAUUAAUCGCCCGGUCUAAGAGUUUCGACAUCUUCUUUAUCGACCUUUACUCCCGCAUGGCGAGGGACUUUCUGCAGUCGUCACACACCCCUUUUGACGCCCAUGGCAUCUUCACUCAGGAGCAGUCCGAAUGGAUCUUCACGGCCGUUUUGCGCCUGACCGAAAUCCCCGUGGGCCAGUCCAACUCGCCAUACUCGACGCUGGACUAUUCCUCCGGCUUGGGUCUGUACUUGGAGAAAGAUAAGAAGAAGUAUCCUACGGCCUACAUGAUCGCGCGCUGGAUCGUCUACUCCCUGUCGCCCAAGUGCCUCGAGCAGGAGAGCUCCAUCCUGUCCAGUCUCGAGGGACUUCUUGAGGCCAUCGACACCUUCUACCACCCGUCCAACGCCGGUUCUUGGACGACCUUCCUGGGCCAAUUCACCGUGUAUCUGACUGACAUUUUUGUCUCCCGCUGGAAUAGGGAGAAGAGCGGCGAGCUCGAUACACCGGAGGACCGCAAGAUCACCCCUGCUCUCAAGCAGCGUUUCGUCACUGCGCUCAAAGAGGUCACUUACAUGGGUCUGUUCUCCAAGAGCAACAGGGUUGCCCACUACUACUACGCCUCUCUCCAGGGCCUGGCCUACCUGGAGCCCAAUCUCAUUUUGCCGGGUGCUCUGCAGCGCUUCUACCCCAGUUUGCAGGGCCUGGUCGAGGUUCACCGUACAACGUCAAGUCUGAACGGGUUGCAGAUGAUUGCAAACGUCAUGUCCAAGACCAAGGGUUUCAGGUGCCAUAUCACCGCUCUGCUGGCUCUGGCCCUCCCUGGUAUCGAUGCCAACGAUCUGGGCAAGACACAGUACACCCUUAACUUCUUCCAGAGUGUCGCCUACAGCAUUCCCAUGGUUCCUCUGGUCAAAGACGGGGAUUCGGUUCACGACACUACUUUGGCCAUGCAGUGGGUCCAAGGCGAAAUGGAGCGCAUGGAGCGCGAGGGCCAGGAUAUCAAGCUCGAUUACGAGACCGAAAUCACCGACGAAGACGAGGCGAACAUCCUGAGAUCGUCGACCGCGGGCCUUGGGGAGUUCGUCAUCGCUCUUCUCGGCAAGGUUUUCACGCUGCUGGAGAAUCUCCCAGACGCGUCCCACAUUAGGGGAGGAACACCGGAGGACAAUGUCAUCAACGCCCUGCCCGCGGCGCUGUCUCCUCUUUUUGCAUCACUCUCUCCGGAGUUGUUUGACACUGCGCUCGAGAAGCUUUCAUCAUUCGUCUCAACACAUGUUGUUCACCAGGCAAGAGAUGCGAUGGCCUGGAUUCUCAACGCUCUGUGCAAGGUGAACCCGGAAAAGACGCUCAAAGUCUUCAUCCCAAUGCUCAUUGUGAACAUCCGCAACGAGAUUGACUACAACCACGCCGCAUCAGACAGAAGCAGUGGUACAGACUACCUUCCAAGAGACCGUGCGCUCGUGUGGCAUGUGAGCAUGCUCGGCAUGACCGUCGUACAUGUCGGCAACGAGGUCUUGAAAUACCAGACUGAGCUCCAUGACAUUGCGAAAUACAUGCAAGAAAAGUGUCGCGGACUUCCCACCAUUCACAUCUCCAACUACAUCCACCACUUGCUACUCAACUUGACGCACACUUACCCCAUAGACAGCGCCCUGUAUGAGCCGGAUGUGAUCAAGCGAGGCCUCGACGUCAAGGAUUGGGGCAAGACCACUUCCCCAGCCGAUCUGACGAUCAAGUGGCACCGUCCAUCGGCAGGCGAGGUGCAGUUCGCGGUGGAACUCUUCGACUCGCAAACCAAAGCUGCUGCGGACAAGUUGGACUCCCUGAUGAGUGAGAAGCCGCCAGUCAGUCGUAAGGGAAAGAACAAGGAGUGGUCCGACGAGGUCUCAAGACUUCUGCAGCAGAUCCGGCUAGUAAUCUCCGGCGUUGCCACUCUGUUCGACCCCCAUCGCGCAUCCGGAGAGAGCCCGAGCAACGACAGACCUGGGGAGGAUGGGGACGGCGACACUCCUAUGGACGACGACAACCCUCUCGCUGAAGCUGCCGAGGAUGAGGAGACACGACCCCAGUACCGGUACGAUGCUGGCUACCUCCUCACCACGGAAGACCCGGCUUAUCACAAGCUGCAUGAGCUGAGAGAGGAUGUCGGCCAGUUACUCUGCAGGACUCACGACUUCCUCAACGGGAAUCAGGAAGACGAUGUCUCCUGCUUCACCGCGCUCUACGCCGCCUACCGCACAUGGAUCACCGACGUUGGCAUCGAGCGGUCCGCCCACCCUCUCGAGAGACAUCUCCGUCUGUACAAGUCGGACAUCUCCGCCUUCAAGAUCAGCGGUCUGCGCAAGGUUUAUCCGCGUCCCCUGUUAAUCAAGCGAGCGGACGCGUAUCAGUUACUACGCGUAAAGCACAACGCAUCUGCGAGACAGAAGAGCGAGCUGGAUAAGCGGCUUUUGUUGAACCUGGCACAGUCGGCGGUGUCGUCGUACGCUGAUGUUCGUCGGGUUGCUCAGAGUGCAUUGGAUUCUUCGCUGAAGGCGCUAAUCGGGGGAAGGCCCCUGGUUAUCCCCGUCCUCAUUGAUCGGCUUCGUGUCGCUCUCGACCAAGUGGACCACGAUCGAAUCAAGGGUGCCAUGUACACCCUCUUCUUCACCACCUUGCUCAAGACUAUCCUCAAGGACUGGAGGUUCGCUCCCGAGGCCAUGCGGCUCUACCUGAAGGCGGGUACGAUCGACAAGCCUAGCAUCCAGCAGCUCGGAGCUACGGCGCUGUUCCCCCUUCUGGAUUUUGGUAAGCCCUUUGAGCGCAUGAUCAUCGUCAAUCAGGACCUCGUGGAACAGAUCCGCCCGUCAGACGACUGUUCCCAUGCCAUUGACAGCCGCCACAACUUCAUUGUUCAGCGUCGUGAACGUGUCGAAAAGAAAAAGGCCGCCUUGGGGUUGGAGUUGACCCAGAUCGCCAAGGAGGCGCACUGGAAGAUCGCGUCUCGUUGCGUCAUCUUUUCAACCAACUUGUGCCUGCGGUUCGACACCCUGGCGCCCCCCGAAUUCAUCACCCUCGUUACGCAAGGUACAAACGACAGCCACCCAGGCCUCCGUGCUAGUUACAUGUCCGCAUUCACUUCGGUUUUCGAGGCAGUGGAGAUGCGAGCCGCUUACGACCAUGACUACCGCAACUACCUGACUGAGAAGGAGAAGGACCGAAACAAGUUGACGAUCGAGGUAACGAAAGGCGACAAGGCAUUCACCGACAAAUACCUAGAUGCGUUUGCCACCCCAGAAAAUGCGGAGUAUAUGGUCGACUCAGAUCAUCCAGGUUGGUUGGUCUGGGGCAAAAAGUUCCUCGCGUCGCGCGCAAAGCCCAUGGCUUUCACCGAUUACGAUGAACGAGAAGCCGCUGUUCGGGAGCAAAUCGGCAAGAUGCUCACUCGCGAGUGGUUGAAGACCUGUUUCGACUACCUCAAGCAAGAACCGCGCGAUGCAAACGCUGAUAGGUUUCGCAUGGGCAACGUCUAUAUGCUGAUGCACGUGUUCGACUUGAUGCACUAUGGAGGAACGGCCAUCACACUAGACGAUGUCAAGGAGCUCACCAUGGAGGUGUAUGGCGACGGCAGUGACAAGCAUCAACACCGAGCGACGUCAGAGAUUCUGGCAGCACUGAUGGCUGGCUCCAGCGAUGAUCCGCCUGACUUCCGCAACAAGGUCUGGGGCUUCGCUGCACCCCUGAUGCUGAAGGUUCUCAACGAGGAUCUCACCCCUGAGAACCUCCAAUAUUGGGUGUCUUGUCUGCACCUUACCGUCGACCCGAAGGAUCCUCGUCGCUCACACGAACUCGUCAACAACCUCAGCGCCUUCAGGCUCGACAUGUCGUCCAACGCUGCCUUCAAGGAAUCGAGCAAGGUGCAGGUGCUGGAGUUUAUCAUCACCGAUGCCGGUUGGCAUUACCGCCAUGAAAAGCCGAUCUUGGAGGACUUCCUUGCCCACAUCGAUCAUCCGUAUAAGACAGUAAGAGAGGCUAUGGGCAGGGUCAUCGCUACUAUUUACCGCACGAGAUACCACGAGUCCUUCGAGAGUGUCGACGCUCUGUUGAAAGCGAACCAAGAAGCCUCGUCUUUGGGCAUUCGCCCAUACCAACCUACUGAGGCCUUCUCCGCGACCAUCCUUGACACCUUUGGCCGUCUCGAGAAGUGGCGUCACGAACGCACUCCGGGCCAGCAAACGCCGUCAUCUUACACAUCUGGGUCAAAGACCGUACUCACUUGGCUAGACAGCACGCUAUCCUCUCAGGAGUGCACGCAGCUGAUGCCAUUCUUCCCGGAGCCGUUUAUGGAGCAGCUCCUUCACAUGAUGGAUGUCAAAGAGGACCCUGAGUUGAUGCGUCUUGCCUAUCACGUCUACCGCCACUUGCCCAACAUCCCCUUCCGUGUUGGUGAGGACGGUGCAUUCAUCGAUGCCUUGGUGCGAAUUGGCAAAACCGCCACGAGCUGGCACCAACGUCUGCGGUCUAUGGUCAACAUGCAAGUGAUUUACUUCCGUCGCCUGUUUCUCAUCGAGAAGAAGCAGCGGGACGUCUUGUUCAACGCUGUGAGCGACAUGUUGGCGGAUCCUCAGCUCGAGGUUCGCUCUUGCGCAUCUGCCACCCUGGCCGGCAUGAUCAGGUGCUCGCCGAAGCGUAUUCGCGACCCCACCAUUCAAGUCUUGAAGAAGAGAUACGAGGACGAGCUUCGACUCAACCCCAUGCCCAAGCGAAAGCUUCCGGGCACCGAGACGCCUGUCGACACGACGAAGCAGAUCGUCCGCCGCCACGCUGCUGUCCUUGGCUUGGGUGCCCUCAUCGAGGCGUUCCCGUACGCCACCCCGCCUCCGUCAUGGAUGCCCGAAGUUCUCCAGAUCCUUGCGACCCGCGCAGCCAGCGACCCUGGCGUAGUCGGAAAGGCGACGAAAGCCAUUCUGUCCGACUUCAAGAAGACGAGGCAGGACAGUUGGAGCGUAGACCAGAAGUAUUUUACUUCAGAACAGCUAGAGGACCUGGAGGGUGUGCUGUGGAAGAGCUAUUUCGCCUAG